Messenger RNA from Pelmatolapia mariae (spotted tilapia), 7825 nucleotides. RefSeq names its product regulating synaptic membrane exocytosis 2a (gene rims2a). Gene Ontology annotation, molecular function: transmembrane transporter binding; small GTPase binding. Lineage: Eukaryota; Metazoa; Chordata; Actinopteri; Cichliformes; Cichlidae. The record is from RefSeq and is a predicted model, not a curated record. Gene Ontology annotation, biological process: calcium ion-regulated exocytosis of neurotransmitter; intracellular protein transport; regulation of membrane potential. Gene Ontology annotation, cellular component: presynaptic membrane; cytoskeleton of presynaptic active zone. The transcript has 35 exons. The coding region runs from base 275 to 5410 and encodes 1711 amino acids.
ACACACACACACACUCAUACACAGUACUCCCCCCCCUCUCUCUCUCAUUGCAUCCAUUUUUGUGCAUUAAAGAAAUCUCCAAGAAUUACUAACCUGGAGGAAGGCGAGCUAAGCAGAGUGACGGAGGAGGGUUAAGGACCCCAGAGGCUGACAAAUAAGGACGGACCAGGCAUCUUUUAUUCCAACAUGCGAGUGAAACCCCUCUAAGGGAUGGCAGCGAUGGGUUAGACAGGAUUUAACAUGACUGCAAAAUAAAAGCCACUGUGUGUAAAAGAUGUCUGCUCCACACGGGCCCAGGGGCGGCCCUGGCCCUGCUGCUGCUACUCCCUCAGCGGCCGGCGCCAUGCCGGAGAUGCCGGACCUCAGCCACCUCACCGAGGAGGAGAGGAAGAUCAUCCUCGGCGUCAUGGACCGACAGAAGAAGGAGGAAGCGAAGGAGCAGUCUAUGCUAAAGAUCAAAGAAGAACCAAAGCCUCAGCCGGCACAGUGGUUUCCCUUUAGUGGGAUCACUGAGCUGGUAAAUAACGUUCUUCAGCCCCAGCAAAAGUCCCCAAAUGACAAGGAGCCAGAGCAAAAUGCAAAAUUGCACCAGCAGUUUGAGUCAUAUAAGGACCAGGUUAAGAAGAUGGGGGAGGAGACAAAGCAGGGUCAGGACCAGAAGAGCGAAGCCCCAACCUGCGGGAUCUGCCACAAAACCAAGUUUGCCGAUGGCUGUGGCCACCUCUGUUCAUAUUGCCAAACGAAAUUCUGUGCUCGGUGCGGAGGACGAGUGUCUCUGCGGUCAAAUAAGGAGGACAAAGUGGUUAUGUGGGUAUGCAACUUGUGCCGAAAACAACAAGAAAUCCUCACCAAAUCGGGGGCAUGGUUCUACGGCUCGGGGCCUGAUCAAGCGCGGGGUGUGUUUGAGGGUGGGCCACAGGGGAAGAAGGCCAAACUGCAGGACCCGUCCCUAUACCCCUACCAGGGAGCCUCAGGAGACUUGACACCAGCGUCAGACAGAAACAGACCUCACGGCGGGCUCCUGCCCAGACAGGCGUCCCUUGACAACGGUUCAGGGCUAAGGAAACGAAGCCCGUCUGCAUCCAGGGAUCCAAACCAAAAAUACGACCAAAGGGAGGGGGGCGAUCACUCACAGUAUGCCCCGACGGACGGCGGCAUGCCUAGAUCACCGUCUGACUAUGGGGAGGGGGACCCUCGGCGGGCUCCGCGGGGCCCACACAUGUACUCAGACAUGGAUGCAGCGCGAAUGGGCUAUCGGGACCGUCGAGGUCCCGGUCGCUGGCACUCACAGGAAUACCCACUCGACCAGGAGCUAGAUGGACCGCCCAGUGAGUAUGACCUCCAGCGGCAGCGCCAGGAAGAGUUCCAGGCACGCUAUCGCAGCGAUCCCAACCUGGCACGCUACCCUGUUAAGCCGCAGCCCUACGAGGAGCAGAUGAGGAUGCACGCUGAAGUGGGCCGGCUAAGGCACGAGCGUCGCCACAGCGACGUCUCCCUGGCCUACACGGAGCAAGAUGAGCCCAGCCCCAUCCGGCUGUCGCGUCAGCUUCUCACUGAGCGCCGGCCGCCUAUGGUGGGACAGCGCUCCUACUCCGUUGACCGGUCCUCACCAGGGCCAAUGGGUCCUGGCCUCGGAGGCCACAGAGGAAACCACAGCCCCCCAACGCCACACCGUAGUCCCGUUCUGGGUGACCGGUCGGGGGACCUGCGAAGAGGAGACCUGGGGGUAGGUGGGGAUAUGAUGAGGAGGCCGCAGCACCACUUGGACCCCAGUUCAGCUGUCCGCAAGACCAAGAGGGAGAAAAUGGAGAGCAUGUUGAGGAACGACUCUCUUAGCUCAGACCAGUCGGAGUCGGUGCGUCCGCCGCCCCCCAAGCCCCACAAAACCAAAAAGGGAGGGAAGAUGAGGCAGGUGUCACUGAGCAGCUCGGAGGAGGAGCUGGCCACCACGCCGGAGUACACCAGCUGUGAGGAUGUGGAGAUAGAGAGUGAGUCAGUUAGUGAAAAAGGGGACAGUCAAAGGGGAAAAAGAAAAACUAUUGAGCAGGCAUUUAUGUCCGAGGCGACACACACCUUAUCUGAGAGGCAAAAGAAAAUGGUGCGCUUUGGGGGACACUCAUUUGAAGAGGACUUGGCAUGGUGUGAACCGCAGGUUAAAGACUCGGGAGUUGAUACGUGCAGUAGCACUACGCUAAACGAGGAGCAUAGCCAUAGUGAGAAGCACCCAGUGACGUGGCAGCCAUCCAAAGAUGGGGAUCGCCUAAUAGGGCGCAUUUUGCUCAACAAGCGCAUGAAAGAUGGAAGUGUGCCCCGAGACUCAGGUGCUCUGCUCGGUCUGAAGGUGGUGGGAGGCAAGAUGACAGAAUCUGGUAGACUUUGUGCUUUCAUCACUAAAGUGAGGAAAGGAAGUCUAGCAGACACUGUUGGACACCUCAGACCAGGAGAUCAGGUGUUGGAGUGGAACGGGAAGCUUUUACAAGGAGCCACAUUUAAAGAAGUUUACAAUAUCAUACUAGAAUCCAAGCCGGAGCCGCAGGUGGAGCUGGUGGUCUCGCGGCCUAUAGGAGAUAUUCCAAGGAUACCAGACAGCACACACUCACAACUGGAAUCAAGUUCGAGUUCUUUCGAGUCUCAGAAGAUGGACCGUCCUUCCAUCUCUGUCACUUCUCCUAUGAGUCCCAGCAUGCUGAGGGACGCCCCCCAGUACCUGUCAGGACAGCUCUCAAGCCAAAGCCUUAGUAGAAGAACACCGCCUUUUGCCCCUAGGGUCCAGGUCAAACUGUGGUAUGACAAAGUGGGCCAUCAGCUAAUCGUCACCAUCCUGGGUGCUAAAGACCUGCCACCCAGGGAAGACGGCCGGCCCAGGAACCCUUACGUCAAAAUCUAUUUCCUCCCUGACAGAAGUUUGAAUUAUUGUUCCUCCAGUGACAAAAGCAAGAGGAGAACAAAAACAGUAAAGAAAUCCUUAGAGCCCAAAUGGAACCAGACCUUUAUGUACUCGCCGGUGCACCGGCGGGAGUUUCGGGAACGUAUGCUGGAGAUCACAUUGUGGGACCAAGCCAGGGUGAGGGAGGAGGAGAGCGAAUUCCUGGGAGAGAUCCUGAUUGAGCUGGAGACGGCUCUUCUCGAUGACGAGCCACACUGGUACAAGCUACAAACACACGACGUGUCAUCUAUCCCACUCCCACGUGCCUCCCCGAACGCACAGCGCCGGCAGCUCCACGGAGAGAGUCCAACGCGGCGACUGCAGAACAAAGGCUCUUAUUCACACAACUCAGGAUCCCAAAGGAUAAGUGACAGUGAGAUCUCAGACUAUGAUUGUGAAGACGGCGUUGGGGUAAUAACAGACUACCGGCCAAAUGGCAGAGACUUCCAGAGCUCCACGUUGUCGGUCCCCGAGCAGGUGAUGUCUUCUAACCACUGCUCUCGGUCAGCUGAUAUAAACAGGGUGCGGUCGCGCUCUCCCAGCGUUCCCCCACCCUCCAGCCAUUUUCUCACCCUACCUCGAACCAGACAUACUCAGCCUAUUGAUGACCCUCAGAAGGACCCCAGCCGCAACCAUCGUGUGUAUCCGAUCUGCCGCGAGGAAGCAGUCAGGUUACUGCGUUCCACUAGGAUGACCCGUGCCUAUUCAGAGGGUGCCUACUCCUCCGACUAUGACUACGAGAGGAGCCACGGAGCCAUGGAUAGACACGAGUAUCACAGCAGGUCCCGCUCUGCAGACCAGCGGCCCACUAUAGAGCGCCCCACGUCCCGCUCGCGCUCCACUGAACGCCCCCACGACUCUUCGCUCAUGAGGUCCAUGCCUUCUCUGCCAUCUGGGAGGUCCGCCCCCCCCUCACCUGCCUUGACGAGGGCACAUCCGCGUAGUGGAUCCGUCCAGACCAGUCCCACAAGUACCCCUAUGUCCAGUAGACGAGGUCGGCAACUCCCACAGCUUCCACCCACAGGCAAAGACAGAAAAGAUGGAGACGAAGGAACAGAGCCUUGUGAAGGUAUGGACAUGGAGGAGAGGACCAGACAAAUGAAACUAAAGAUGAACAAGUACAAGCAGGGAGCUGGUUCUGACUCAAGACUGGAGCAGGACUACCACAAGCGUUCAGGCAGAGAUCCACGGGGCUCCGACAACUUGUCAGCCAAGUCGUCGGACAGUGAUGUAAGCGACGUGUCCGCUGUGUCGAGAACCAGUAGUGCCUCUCGGUUCAGCAGCACGAGCUACAUGUCUGUCCAGUCAGAAAGGCCGCAAGGAAACCGCAAGAUCCGCCAGUUGCGAUCGAGGAGCCAUUCUCGGGAGGGGGAUGAGCAGUUAGGAGAAGUGAGGGAGGAAGAGGAGGCAGGAGAAAAAGGCAGAGGGGCUAGUAAAGAAGGAAGGGUGCAGAGAGGGGGGAAGGGGUGGGAGGGAAAGGUAGACGCAGGCGAAGAGCAUCAGAAGGAUUUGGUGGAGAAAGAAGAGGACUUGCACCAAAGGAGUAUCUCAGAGACUGACCUCAGGCAGAUGGGCUCGUCGGGUGGGAUGAACAUGACCAAGAGCACAAGCAUCAGUGGCGACAUGUGUAACCUGGAGAAGACGGACGGCAGUCAGUCGGACACGGCGGUUGGCACGGUAGGCACUGACGACAAGAAGAGGCGCUCCAGCAUUGGUGCCAAAAUGCAGGCCAUGGUUGGCAUGUCGCGCAAGAGCCGGAGUACCUCUCAACUCAGCCAAACAGAAGCGGGAGGUAAAAAGUUGCGCAGCACUAUCCAGAGGAGCACAGAGACAGGCCUGGCGGUGGAGAUGAGAAGCAGGAUGACUCGGCAGGCCAGCAGGGAGUCCACAGACGGAAGCAUGAACAGCUACAGCUCCGAGGGAAAUCUCAUCUUCCCUGGUGUGAGGCUGUCCUCAGAUGCCCAGUUCAGCGACUUCCUGGAUGGUCUUGGCCCUGCUCAGCUGGUUGGGCGACAGACAUUGGCUACUCCCCCUAUGGGAGACAUCCAGAUUGGCAUGGUGGAGAAGAAAGGUGCACUGGAGGUGGAGGUCAUCAGAGCCCGUGGCCUUGUGGGAAAACCAGGUUCCAAGGCACUGCCAGCGCCGUAUGUAAAGGUCUACCUUUUGGAAAACGGAGUCUGCAUAGCCAAAAAGAAAACUAAAGUAGCAAGAAAAACUUUGGAUCCUCUUUAUCAGCAGCAACUGCCGUUUGAGGAGAGUCCAGGAGGGAAGGUUUUACAGGUCAUCGUAUGGGGUGACUAUGGACGUAUGGACCAUAAAUCAUUCAUGGGAGCAGUUCAGAUACUGUUAGAUGAGCUGGACCUGUCCAACAUGGUGAUUGGCUGGUACAAGCUCUUUCCUCCUUCCUCACUGGUGGACCCUACUCUGGCCCCACUGACAAGAAGAGCUUCCCAAUCCUCACUGGACAGUUUCUCUCGAUCAUAGCAGCGUGUGGACUGAUAGCGUUGUUGUAGCAGCCAGUGUUGCGAUUACAGGUCACGCCCCCCCGGUUACACUGCAUGCUUGAUGUUGUGUCCUCUGAGCCUGUUUCUAGGGGUGCAAACGUGAUCCUGUGUUUUGAGCAAAAACGUCACGCACACUGUGCACGUGGCGAAGCGUAUCGCGAGCGCCUGGUAGCAGGGAUUGCCAGGUGUUGUUGUUGUUGUUUGGAGGAAGCCGGAAUGAACUCCUUAGCACGAGGAAUCCGUCAAUUCCAGGUUUUCAUCCAAUUCGAAGCCAUGGGGGUCAACACUGGGAACCUCUGAAUGAGUUCUACAGAAGCCCUUUUCGAAUGAAAAAUCUGUGUGUUGCUUGAUUUUUUUUCCUGUUUCAUUUUCAUUUCUUUUAUUUACUUUUUUCUUUAAAUGUCGGUGUACUUGUAUCUGAAGGGGGUGACAGUGUUUCUAACCAGAUGCUUGGUCACGCCACGCCAACAGACCUAGCCGUGUAGAUGGAGUUUUUGAGACCAUCACUUUGGGUGAGGUGUGUCCCAGCUUGUAACCACACUCCCACAGACCCCAAAAAGAAAAACCCUGCAUACUCUACAUAUAUCUACCCGAUCAACCCAUACUGGUAAAGCACCGUAAAAAGAUUAAUCAAAGGCCACUUUAAAGUGGCUGCCCUCAACACCCCCUUCCCCCAAAAAAUAAAGAAAUACAGUAACAAUCCAAACUCCAUGAAAAGAUGUACAAUCUUACCAUAUUUCUUUCUCUGUUGAUAUAUUGUAUGAAAAUUAAAUGAGAUUUUCCUUUUCCCUUUUUUUAGUUUCUUUGCAUGGACACAAAUUUAGCUGAAUAAAAAAAGAAAGAAGAAAAUUAUUUUCUUGAGGCUGUAACUUGCAAAAUAAAAGAUGAAAAAUAAACAGAAUCAGCCAUUUUCAACAAUUUAUAUUAUUUUUAAAGAAAAUUUUCACUAGUGCAUGGUUUUCAAGGGGAGUGAAUGCAACAUCGUGACUGAAAAAAAAGACAUUGUUUAUCAUUCUUUAGACCAUUCAUGAAUCUGCAUUUUGCAGACAUGCAGAAAAGGGGAACUUAAGAAUUAUUUAACAGAAAAUGUUUAUGUGACAAAAAGUGAUAAUGAAAAUAAAUGUAAAUGAUCUAUUUCAUUGUAAAAGGCUAAUGCCUUAUAAAGAUAAACAUAAUGUGCAAAUUGUACAUGUUUCUCUUUUUCUUCCUUUCCCAGGGUACUUCUCAUCGUACUAUUCAUUGCUACCAUUGUUCAGUCCCCUGACUCGUCCAGAUUUUAGGACUGUUGGUUACUUUACAGUACUGUAUCGUUUCACUAUGUUUGUUUUCUUCCUUCUUUUGGAUUUGGAUUUGUUUAACAAGCAUGUUGAAAAGGGUCUUUUGCAACAUGGCUUGGGCACACCUUACAGUAACUCAGCAUGUUUUGAUAAAGAUGAUAUUUGGAAUUUUUGCAAUUUCUUGUACAGUGCAUGUCAACUUCAUUACUUUUCUCCCUCACCUUAAAUUGAGCUCUAUGGCAAAUUAGUUCUUGGUCUUCCUGGGCCAUUUAUUGAAGUUUUAACAGAACAUUCCACCCCACCCGAAAGUCACAUUUUCUUUCAGGUUUUUGAGGAAAAAAAAGAAGAAAAAAAAUACGACAAGGAAAAUAUUUUAUAUUUAAUGGAUGCUGGCGAAACAGUUGUGAUUGCAAGUGUAUUUUAUUUCAGUAUUGUUGACGAACAUGCAAAAAUAAUCUGUACUGGUACAGCAAAGAGGUCUAUACUGAAUCAAGAGAUGGCAAACAUGCACGACAUGCGUGUUGCCAUGGUUCAAUUUUACAUCACUGUUUGUGAAGAUGAGCUAAUCACAAGUUGAAAUAAUAAGGGAUAUUGCCACAGAAUUUUUUUUUCUUGUUUUAAUGAAAAUGAAAUUACUUUACUAUAUUUUUGUUAGUUUUAUUUAAAAGCCAAGACCAGUUUAUUUUUUAUUUUCUAUUUUUAGUAAUUAACAAUACUUCUCGUGUCUGGGAAGUACAUGAAUCUUAUAGUUGCAGUAUGUCUGAAUGAAACUGAAUUGAGGCAUUGUUCCUUUUCCACGUGAAGAUAAUGCAUUUUAAUGUCAGAGAAAAACCUUGUCGCUUUAACAAGCUACAGUAUAUAUUUUCAUUUUCAUUGUACAUACCUUUAGAUGUCAGAAUUUGAGUAAACAAGCUACCACAAAUAGACUGAUAGAUUCUUUUGGAAGAGGAAAAAUGCCUCAUGAUGACAAAGACAUGUUAUUUAUCCUUUUGAAUGCCUUUUCAUUUUCUCUUUUUGGUGCAAUGUGUUAAUGCCAAGGCUAUGUCUUGGUUAAGUAUGGUUGAGUACAGAGAUUUAUGUAAGUUAUUUUUCAAAUUAAAAAUAAAAAAAAAAUGAUA